AUGCCAAUUGAUGACGUGAUUGAAAUUGACAAUGCGCUUGCGCAGUUUUUAAGCAAGGCCAUCAAAUCAAUGCCAGAGAUAAUCGCUGGUGCCACACCGGAAACGUUUAUGACAAUGGCAGAUAAACAGAAUGCACAGAAAAGUGUCAAAAUAGCGGCCGGAGCCGUAGUUUGUGUUGAAAGUGAAAUCAGAGGAGAUGUCACCAUCGGCCCCAGGACUGUGGUCCAUCCAAAAGCUCGUAUAAUUGCAGAGGCAGGACCCAUAGUGAUUGGAGAGGGUAAUUUGAUUGAGGAACAAGCAGUUAUCAUUAACAGUUACCCAGAAAACAUCACACCAGAGUCUGAGGUAGAACCAAAGACGAUGACCAUCGGCGUCAACAAUGUAUUUGAAGUGGGAUGUGUCUCACAGGCCCUGAAAAUUGGGGACAACAAUGUGAUAGAAUCCAAAGCGGACGUCGGUCGUAAUGUAAUCCUGACCAGCGGCUGUAUCAUCGGAGCCUUCUGUCAGGUCAACACGUUUGAGGUUAUACCUGAAAACACAGUCAUUUAUGGCUCAGGCUGCAUGAGACGCAUUCAGACAGAGAGACCACAGCCACAGACUCUUCAGCUCGACUUUCUGAUGAAGAUUCUGCCAAACUACCACCACUUAAAGAAAACAGUGAAAGCAGGCCACACUACAAGCUAACACUACAUACUGUAGUUUCACUGUUUGAUGACAAUAUUUAAUAAAGAAAAACACAUGAUCUUGGAGCUUGCUGAUAGAAAAAGACUUGUGUGUAUAUAGAAUAUAUUGUGUAAGGCUUCACCAGUAACUUUUCUAAACAUUUUCUAAUGAUGGAGCGUUUUUCUUCAUCUUUGCUAAUGUUCUGUUUCCUACUUCCUAAUAACAUAUAAAUUGAACAUUUUUUUCUUUUCCUUUUUACACCUUAUUUUACGCCUGUUAACAACAAUGUUGGACAACACACAUUGUUGCAAUAAAAAAAUAAAAUAAAAUCAUCUUCAGGUGA
Messenger RNA from Cynoglossus semilaevis (tongue sole), 1006 nucleotides. Its product is annotated as dynactin subunit 6. The transcript has 7 exons. Bases 1 to 684 code for a protein of 227 amino acids. The record is from RefSeq and is a predicted model, not a curated record. Gene Ontology annotation, molecular function: dynein complex binding. Gene Ontology annotation, cellular component: dynactin complex. Lineage: Eukaryota; Metazoa; Chordata; Actinopteri; Pleuronectiformes; Cynoglossidae. Gene Ontology annotation, biological process: mitotic spindle organization.